Messenger RNA from Bolinopsis microptera, 833 nucleotides. Its product is annotated as translocator protein-like. NCBI's taxonomy places the organism in Eukaryota, Metazoa, Ctenophora, Tentaculata, Lobata, Bolinopsidae. The coding region runs from base 87 to 434 and encodes 115 amino acids. Gene Ontology annotation, cellular component: membrane. The record is from RefSeq and is a predicted model, not a curated record. The transcript has 4 exons.
GGAUAGCAUCUGCUGGCCAGAUCGCUACAUGGUACAAAGAUCUGGUGAAGCCAUCCUGGAACCCACCAAACUGGCUCUUCGGGCCCAUGUGGACUACUCUAUAUUUCCUGCAGGCCGUCUCUGCUUUCAUGAUCUGGAAGAGCAUCGGAUUCAAGAAGGCUCUGCCUUGGCUCCUAUUCUUCACUCAGUUGGCCCUGAAUUUUGCUUGGACUCCCAUCUUCUUCAUAGCUCACCAACUCCUUUGGGCAUCAGUGGAAAGCACAUUCCAAGCAUUCUUUAUCCUGUUCACGAUAACGAUAUUCGGUGACAUAAACAAGACAGCAGGUCUUCUCUUGUUGCCUUACUUGGCCUGGGUUACCUUCGCUACUUACCUUUCCUUCACCAUCUGGCAACUGAACCCUGAAACUCUGGGAUUGUGGAUCAUAUUCCAUUGAUGUGGGGCACUAAUGGGCACUCGGAUAAUGGGGCACUCGGGUAUUCGGGUAACCUGUUGCAAUUUCAAUCCAGGUUCCAGAGUGUAGGCGGAUUAAUUUUUUUGCAGAGAGAUGGAUCGGAACAAUGACAGUAUUGGACUGCUUGGUGAUGUUGUGUGCUUUUAUGUUUUAAUAUUUGCUAAUGUUAAAAGCCGAGACCGAAUUUUUAUUUUGAAGUUUUAAGAGGCUGUUUUGAGUGAACAUUGAAACUUUUUUUCGUGACCCAACAAAUGAGGAUGUUUUAAAACUCGUUUCCAAAUUUUGAGUGCCGCUCAAAAUUUAAGAAAUGAGGCUGUUAAAAUUAUUGUAACUUGUAGCUUAUGUAUUACAAUUUAAGAUUAAAAUAAAAUUCAUCAUAAA